Messenger RNA from Larimichthys crocea (large yellow croaker), 2790 nucleotides. Its product is annotated as A-agglutinin anchorage subunit-like. The transcript is spliced from 12 exons. Bases 1978 to 2790 code for a protein of 270 amino acids. The record is from RefSeq and is a predicted model, not a curated record. NCBI's taxonomy places the organism in Eukaryota, Metazoa, Chordata, Actinopteri, Sciaenidae.
CACAAAAGCAUAUUUUUGGAGGAUUGUGGACAGUCUCAGCAUUCAGCUUCAUCAUGGCUGGAUGCCUGUUGUUUGUCAUCCUCACGUUUGCAGGUUCUGAGGAAGUGAACAAACAGGAACCUCAAAAUGAGAAUGUAAGUCAUGUGGUAAAAUAUCAAAUAUAUUUGUCAUAUCCAUAAAUAGAUGCUACAGUUGGUUUCGCUUUUUCCCCAGUCUGACACAUGCCAUUUGUACUCCACCAUCCCUCGAUGAACCAGUUGCAGUACGUACGGUGUUCAGCACCUUGACGACAACAUGAAAUGCAAAUAAUUUUAUACUGUACAAAGGGAACUGUUAGAAAUGUGAAAUUUGAGUUUAAAACUUGACACUGUAUAAUCUAGAUGUAAUAUACUUUUCUCAGAUUUUCCAGCCAGCUUCAAUUUUAAAGUUGUGAUUUAAGAAGCACAGCAUAUUUCAACCUACAUUAUAAUUUUGCUUCUUUUUUUUAAAUUAAAAAACAUAUUUACUCAUAUUCAUGUUUUAUAAUGUUCAUAUUUUUUGUAACUGGAUAUAGUCUGACUUACAUCCCCUAUAAAUACAUUUUCUACUGUACAGACAAAGAAAAUUCCUCACCCCAUUACUCAACAACUACGCCCUAAAACAACAUUAAAAUUUAACAACAACUUCACACUUUAAACAACUUUAAGUAGUCCUUACAUUUGAUUUGAAUGUCAGAUAGUCUUGCAACAAAUAGCAAUGAUCCUGUGUCGGUAGUACAAUUGCACAGAGAGUAGCUCUCCCUGCUGACCAAAUGGCCUCAAUGAUCUCCACCUGAGUGUUAUAGGAGUAGUGUAGUUCUCUUGUGGAAUAGGGCGGUGCGUAAGCUGUGUGCAGUUAAGCAAGAGUGAACAAGCAUCAGAGAAAAGAGUGUGAAGAGAGACAGAUACAAAUAUUAAAUUACUACUACUACCACCAUGAGGACGACUAUUUGGAUGACUAUCUUGUUACAGUGGCAGCACCACAAUGUCCAUUAUGGAAAAUGUCCCGACAUUCACUGUGACCACAGGAAGGAAAUGUUAUGCACUUUCAUAGAAAUCCAGAACCAGCCCGCCUCAUGCUUCCACUCCUGUACCAAACAAAACGUUUAUAAAUGUUUGUACUGUCUCUAAAACUGACCAGUUUUGUAAGUGUGGAUGCAGAUAUCGAUCCUCUUCAGUCCUUUAUAAUAACACUGUAGGCAGACACUUCUUGACACAGGUAAAUCAAAAGGUAUGUUUGCAUAAACUACAAUAAUCAUGCCAAUGAUAGUUGAAACCUAACAGUGAGCUGCUUUUCUCUUCCUGAAUGUAGUAAAAAGUUACUGAAAUGCUGUGUGAGUCUCUUUCUUUUUAUAGAGUGACAGCAGCAGCCGCUCAGAGACGCUACAUCCGCCCUGAGAGACACAGCGUGCAGGUCUUCAAAGUCAAUUUGAAAUACAAGCGUCACUUUUCUCGCAUCUAUUUUUUUAGCUUUGCUUCAAACAAGUUAGGACUGAAGAUAACAUGAACUGUGUGUUGCAAUGUUUUAAAUAAUAAAAACAUCUUCUUUAAAUAUAAAACAUGUUUGUACCAAAGCGCCUUACACAUGAGGAGUGAGUCACACCUUACAUGAACACAAAUUAAUACAACUCACAAUCACAUAAAAUGCAGUAAAAACCAGCUACAACAACAACAAAAAGACUUACAGUAAUACAAUGAAACAAUGAAAAGGGGAAGCAGUAUGAAAGUAGUAUGAAAAAAGUUUUGCCUCUAAUGUGGUUGAUUCUAUCUAAAGAAAAUAACGGAUGUCACAUGUUCAUGCGUGACCUGGCUGUUAAUGUGAAUUGUCUCUGAUGCUGCCUGUGGUUUUCCUGAGUACAAGAAGACAGUUCAGUACGUUAAAGUCUCGGUGUAGUCAGACACACAAGUAUCUUUUUGGAGGAUUGUGGACCGUCUCAGCAUUCAGCUUCAUCAUGGCUGGAUGCCUGUUGUUUCUCAUCCUCAUGUAUUCUCCUCUCAAGAUUCAAACACAAGUGACACAUCCUCCAUCACCAUACACAGACAAAAACCAGAAAUGAGUCUUCAACAUUUUCCUGGUGAAUACGUUUCCUUUAUUUGCUCUCUGCCUGGAUCUGCUGAUCGUGAUACGACAUGUAACCUGUACUUUGGAGAAUCAAGUCAUCCAGUUCAAACAAAAACCAUCUGGAAAAAAAGAAACUCAAAGAAUCAGUGGAUCUGCCAGUUUACUGUCACAACUGAAGAUCUGCUGAGACGUCUACGUUCAGUUCAACAAAGUGAUGCCAGCUGUGAUUACACUUUGAGAAGUGAACCCAACUCUUUGUCUCCUCGUAGUCAUGGAUACAGCUUGACUGAUAUUGUGAAAAAAGAGUCAAGCUUCACCCAGACAAUGUCAACACUUAGUAUGACCACAGGUUUGACCGUUGACAGGUCUGAUGCUUCUACAUCAGCAGGUUGGCCUGUUGGUACGCACAGUAGUACUGUUGUUUCUACAUCUACUUCACCAACACCAGUGAAACCAGCAUCAGAAACAGAUACUAGUCUGACUUCUAUGAAUCCAGAGUCUGGUGAUGAAAUAUCAGGUGUGACCGUUUACAGGUCUGGUGCUUCUACUCCUAUAAAACUAACAUCAGCAGGUUGGCCUGUUGGUACGCACAGUAGUACUGUUGGUUCUACAUCUACUUCACCAACACCAGUGAAACCAGCAUCAGGUUCAAGUGUUAGUACGCCGAGCACUAAAGACAGAGAAACCGCGGCUUCAAGUGAGUAUAUGUGA